AUGGGUGAAGUGAGUAUAUCUAUCUCUGGAAUUUGCUCUAUUUGGUCAGUAACUGGAAGGCUCGCGCGCAAGUUCUCAUUGCUGAAGGAAGAUCCCCUCUCGAGGAUCCAGAGAGAAAUUUACGAGGUGACAGAAAGAGAGAAGGAAUUUAAAGAAGGUCAUUUUAGAAUAAACAGGCUGAUGUCGGAAUCUACUCUUGACGUUACCCAUCAGAAUGGCUACGUUAACGGUAAUGGUUUAGACAAACCUCCAAAAAUCCUUAGUAGAGCGGUUUCUACCUCACAGUUGUUGGGACCGAUAGCACCUUCUCUCCCCACAACGACCACAUUACUAAAUACUAAUGGUUACACUCGUAGAUUUACGCCUCAGUCUGGAACAAAAGGCUUAAUGCAAAGGUUUAUUGCAAAUAAAGGGAAACUGCCCGUUACUUCUCCCGUAGGACCUCCUUCUCCUGCACCGCUAGCAACAACGCUUACCUUCCCAGCUCCCAUCGAUCCGGUUUCUCCGACUACCGCUUCGGCUGUCGUCACUCGGACACCCGAGGGUAAGCCCGUUAGAAAAGGCUACGUUCCAGUAGAAGAGAAAAUACAAAAAGAGCUACAAGAAAUGAAAAACAGAGAACAUGAACUGAAGAAGAUGAGAAAGAAACAGAAGCCAUUCGACUUAGAACUGAGUGAUAAUGAAACAACUUCAGAAUCUGAGGAUGAAGAAAUUCCCAUGCCGGGCAAGUUGAAGGCGACUAAAUCGAUCGGUGAAUUAUAUGAAGCCUUGAAUGAGGAGCUGAGGUCGCCCUCGCCUAGGAAUAGCUCCGGGCACGAUUCGCUGGGCAGCUUGAAGCCGGCUAAGUCCCUAGCCGAGCUGUGUGAACUAGGUCCCGGUCAAGAGUUCCUAGCGCCUAGCUCUACGCGGCUCAUAGCCCAGUGGGAGUCUAUAAUCCAGCAAAAGCAAGAGGCGGGCGCCGCUUAG
Messenger RNA from Pieris macdunnoughi, 966 nucleotides. The record is from the annotation of a GenBank genome assembly. Lineage: Eukaryota; Metazoa; Arthropoda; Insecta; Lepidoptera; Pieridae.